This is a messenger RNA of Dichomitus squalens LYAD-421 SS1, 763 nucleotides long. RefSeq lists its product as uncharacterized. The record is from RefSeq and is a predicted model, not a curated record. The annotation marks the transcript as partial. The transcript is spliced from 2 exons. NCBI's taxonomy places the organism in Eukaryota, Fungi, Basidiomycota, Agaricomycetes, Polyporales, Polyporaceae.
AAAGCCCCUUCGGCGCGUCUUCUCACAUGUCGGGUAUGACUCGGGCGAGCCUUCCCAAACCUCGACCGCCCCCGCUCGAUCUCACCGACGCUCGCGAGACAUACCCUCGCCUGCUCGAGCAGUAUGUGGGGUAUACCGAGCAGGCCCCAUCCCUAGCGGACGAUCGCAUCAACAAGAGGACUUCGCUGCCCGCGUACCUCGUCGAGUCGUACAGCCGCAUCGCCCUGCAUAACCUGGACGAGAGCCUAGGAGCACCCAUCCCUUUUGAGAGCCGUUCCAUCUCGCAAGAAAUCAUGAGCAAUUACUUGCAUGACCCGCCGAUCGACGAGGUUUCUUCCUCGUUCACGCACGCCACCGCGAACACCGGGUCGAACUCUCCCGAUAUGUCCGCGCCCAUCACGCCAAUCUCGCUCGUGGACGCUACCGCCGGUUUGAUGGAUUCUGAGGCUACGUCAACGCUUCACAGCGGGUUCGGGGGAUUCGAGCAGGGCCACGAUUGGGCGGCUGCCGCUGUGCAGAAUCAGUGGAUGGACGGUGAGACUCCGCGUGGAUCGAAGCAGGGGCUCAUGAUUGAGCUCGGAGAUGUGAUUGAUUUGGCGCCGUAGUUAGCCCCGGUCAUCGUGGACGACUCGUUCGCGACUUCUUGUCCUUCACAUCGUCCUUUCGCUUCUGUGUUACGUUCUGCUCUCGUACAUUUUUUGUAGAAAUACGUUCCCUGUAUCAGUAAGGCCGCUGUAUGAUUGGAAUGACCUCCAUGGCUUUU